Molecule: messenger RNA, 2063 nt
Organism: Bufo gargarizans (Asiatic toad)
Lineage: Eukaryota; Metazoa; Chordata; Amphibia; Anura; Bufonidae
Gene: POU3F1
Product: POU class 3 homeobox 1
Exons: 1
Coding region: 51-1178 (375 amino acids)
Biological process (GO): regulation of transcription by RNA polymerase II; brain development
Cellular component (GO): nucleus
Molecular function (GO): DNA-binding transcription factor activity, RNA polymerase II-specific; RNA polymerase II cis-regulatory region sequence-specific DNA binding
Source: RefSeq, a predicted model, not a curated record
UCUAAAGCUCAGAAAGCAGGGAACUUGCAGCCAGUUAACGAGUAGGAGCCAUGGCUGCAACUGCUCAGUAUCUGCCCAGGAAUAACACAUUGCCUUCCAAUCCUCUCAUGCAUCCGGACUCCGACAGGAUGCACCAGGGUACCACCUACAGAGAGGUGCAGAAGAUGAUGCACCAAGAAUACCUGCAAGGCUUAGCCACCAACGCCGGGCAUCCCAUGAGCCUCACCCACCACCAGUGGUUGCCCAAUCCUACCAGCGACUGGGGCAGCGGGUCUCACUUAGGUGGACAGAACGAUCACAGCAAAGGUGCUGUACAGAGUAGCAGAGAGGACCUCAGCAACAGCUUCCACCAUCACAGGUCACACCUGGUCCAUCAACAGACGCCCAGUACUCAUGCAUGGGCACAGGGUGGAGGGCAUCACUUGUCUCCGAUGUCCCCCAGCUCCAACAGUCACCAGCCUCUGAUUUAUUCCCAGUCUUCUUAUACAAACCUGAAUGGCAUGCUGGGACCACAGGCUUCUUCGUUGCACCACAGCAUGAGAGACCCCUUGCAUGAUGACCCAGGAGUCCUUGACACUCACGUUGAGUCGCCUCCUCAGCACCUUAACCAUCAUCAGGACCACUCCGAUGAAGACGCCCCCAGCUCUGACGACCUGGAACAGUUUGCCAAGCAGUUCAAACAGAGGAGGAUCAAGCUGGGCUUCACCCAGGCAGAUGUUGGCUUGGCCCUGGGCACCCUAUAUGGCAACGUUUUCUCCCAAACCACUAUCUGCAGGUUUGAAGCUCUGCAACUGAGUUUCAAGAACAUGUGUAAACUGAAGCCCCUGUUGAAUAAGUGGCUUGAGGAGACAGAUUCCACUACAGGAAGCCCGACCAACCUAGACAAGAUUGCAGCCCAAGGAAGGAAAAGGAAGAAGAGGACCUCCAUUGAAGUUGGGGUGAAAGGAGCACUAGAGAACCAUUUCCUAAAGUGCCCUAAACCAUCAGCCCAUGAGAUCACCAGCCUGGCAGACAGUCUUCAGUUGGAGAAGGAGGUGGUGAGAGUUUGGUUUUGCAACAGAAGGCAGAAAGAGAAAAGGAUGACCCCAGCAGGGGUUCCUCACCCCCCCAUGGAGGAUGUGUAUUCACAAGCAGAGACCCCUCCACUCCAUCACACACUGCAGACCUCCGUACAAUGACUAAGACAUAUAUAAAGAGAGGAUGUGAGGGGGUGGGGAAGAAGUAAGUACUUUUGGAUUUUACAAAAGAAAAUAGUUACAGGACCCCUAGAAAGAGACUGGAGGACCUUUCACCAGAAGAUUACAUUAAAAUACCCACCACAAUAAUGUCCCUUUCCCCCAAUCUUUUUGCUACACCUCAGAUCAUCAUCAAUUAUUCUUGUUUCUUCUUGAAGGUAAAAGGAGAAGGGGAGGGGGCUAAAUUAUUGAGCAGUAUAUUGUGGGAUAGAUUGAGAUUCUAAGAACUGUGAAUAUUUUUUAUUAUUAACCAUGUAAAUCUCCUCACAAAGUCCUUGGCAGCUCUGAAUGAGAUGGUGUUAUUUAUUAAUUAGACUCUUUAGCUCCUGAAGUGCAGUGGAAAGGAGAGAUCUCUGGCAUGGAAGUGGAUGCUAUCAACCCCUGUUGUCUAAAACACAAUAAAAUGGCAUUUAUUUAUUGGGUUUCACAUCCCUUUUAUUAAAGCAAAUACCUAUCCAAAGUUUUCUUUAUCUUUCUGUUCAUUUGUUUCUUAUGCUAUCAUGUGUCUGGUUACAUGGCCUGGUAGUAUUUGGUGAGUAGCCUAUUAGGAUGAAAAUCUACAUGAUAGGACACCUAAUGGAGCCAUAGUUCUUCAUGUUAAUUAAUGAUGUACUUGAAUUAUUGAGGCCCUUUAUUAAUUGACAUAGUUUUAUCACAACCUCUAGGGUCAAAAUGCCACUUCAAUGUCUUGGUACACCAAACAAAAUGUAUUACUUUACUGUAUUUGUAUGAUUUAGUACAUCAGGACCACACAUGGCCAACUAUCUACAAGUCUCCAUAAAUUUAUAACAUGUAGGUUGCUGUAAAAAAAAAAAAAGAAGGGAGCUA